This is a messenger RNA of Rotaria socialis, 507 nucleotides long. Lineage: Eukaryota; Metazoa; Rotifera; Eurotatoria; Philodinida; Philodinidae. The record is from the annotation of a GenBank genome assembly.
AUGAUAAAAAAUAUUCUAUUGAUCAUUGGAAUAGAACUUCUUUUUAUUUUAAUCGAUCAUUGUCAAGCAUUGAAUAAUACAGAUUCAACAGAAAAUAUAACUGAAAUUAUUCAAUCUAAACCAUUUGUUUAUUACGGUCGCUACCAUCAGCGACGUUCUCGUCAUGAUUAUUCAUCUAAUGAUGUAACAUCUGAUAUUAAUACAAUCGGUAAGAUUCUUUCAAUUCUUCCGGAUGGUUUUGGUGCUAUUAUUGGCCAAAUCGUGUCAGCAAGUCUUAAAGAAAUCGUUGGUCCCAAUGUUGGGAAUAAAAUUUUAAAGAUUCUUGAAAACCAAACACCAUCACUAUUAACAUCACUUUUUACUAAUAUUUUGAACAGUUUUCGUUCUCCAAUGCGUUCAUCAACGGGGAAUACUACGCGUCUAAUCAAUAAAAGUAUUCCUAAAUCAUCCAAUAAUAGUUCAAUAUCAACAUUCAUGAAUUUCAUACGACGUCCUAGAACCAAAUAA